Messenger RNA from Suncus etruscus (white-toothed pygmy shrew), 1022 nucleotides. RefSeq names its product CD68 molecule (gene CD68). The coding region runs from base 35 to 1003 and encodes 322 amino acids. The record is from RefSeq and is a predicted model, not a curated record. The transcript has 6 exons. Gene Ontology annotation, cellular component: membrane. NCBI's taxonomy places the organism in Eukaryota, Metazoa, Chordata, Mammalia, Eulipotyphla, Soricidae.
GCCACGGAGUUGGACUCAGACCGUUCUCACUGCCAUGAGGCUGGCCGUGAUUUUCUUGACUUUCCUGGGGUUCCUAACAGCCCAGGAGAGAGAUGAGUGUCCUGGUAAGAAAUCAGCCACUCUGCUGCCAUCCUUCACAAUGACACCGACUGCAACAGAGAGUACCACAAGCCCUGAAACGACCAGCCACAGUAGUACCACCGAGAGCCACAGAACCACCACCACCACCACAAACACCACUAGCCAAGAACCCACGACGUCUCACAAUCUUACCACCACCAGUCAUCAAAAUGUCACCGUUCACCCAACAACAAGCAAUAGCACCACCACCACCAGCGCAAGACCCUCUACCACUUCCUCCCACCCAGGAUCACUGCCUCCACCCUCUCCGAGUCCCAGUCCGGGAGAUAAGGCUAUAGGAAACUACUUGUGGAACAACAACUCCCAGCCCUGUGUCCGCCUCAAAGCUCUGAUACAGAUACGAGUUCUGUAUCCAACCCAGGAUGGAAAGGAGAAAUGGGGCAUCUCUGUGCUGAACCCCAACAAAACCGUGCCUCAUGGGAGCUGCGCCCACCCCCCGUUACUCCUCUCAUUCCCCUCCGGUCAAAUCAAAUUGGGAUUCCAGGAGAAAUACCAGAGCACGGUCUACCUGAAUUACUUGGCUGUGGAGUUCAACGUGUCCUUCCCAGAAGCAACACAGUGGACAUUCUCAGCCGAGAAUUCAUCUCUUCAAGAUCUUCUAACCCCUCUGCACCAGAGUUUCAUAUGUAGAAAUGCAAGCAUCGCCCUUUCGAGAACUUUCCACCUUGACCUGCUUCACCUGCAGCUACAAGCUGCUCAGCUGCCCUCCUCGGGAGAAUUUGGCCCAAGUUUCUCCUGUCCAACUGACUUCUCCAUCCUGUUGCCUCUCAUCAUUGGUCUGAUCCUCCUGGGCCUGAUCACCGUGGUACUUGUGAUCUUCUGCAUUGUCCAGAGACGUCCAUCCGCCUACCAGCCCCUCUAAGUAUCUGCCUAAGGCGGGA